CAAUCUUUAAGAAAGAAAAAAAAAAAAAAAGAGGCUCAUAAAACGCCUUUCACCGCUUUUGUUUCUUUACAUUUCUUCCUCCUUCUCCAUCGCGCCGCCCUCUCUACGUCUCUCAAAAUAGCUCAGAUGUCUGCAAUGGAACAAGACACAGGGAUGUUCAAAGUCCAACAAACCAUAGGAAGCGUCCUAUGUUGCAAGUGCGGUGUCCCCAUGCCACCAAACGCAGCCAACAUGUGCGUCAACUGCCUCCGCUCCGAAGUCGACAUCACAGAAGGCCUCCAGAAGAGCAUCCAAAUCUUCUACUGCCCAGAGUGCACCUGCUACCUACAACCACCCAAGACAUGGAUCAAAGCCCAAUGGGAAUCCAAGGAGCUUCUAACCUUCUGCAUCAAGAGGCUCAAGAAUCUCAACAAAGUCAAGCUCAAGAACGCCGAGUUCGUCUGGACCGAGCCUCACUCCAAGAGGAUCAAAGUCAAGCUAACAGUCCAAGCCGAGGUUCUCAACGGUGCUCUUCUCGAGCAGUCUUAUCCUGUUGAGUAUACGGUUAGGGAUAAUCUCUGUGAGUCUUGCUCGAGGUUUCAGGCUAACCCUGAUCAGUGGGUUGCUUCUGUUCAGCUUAGGCAGCAUGUUUCUCAUAGGAGGACGUUUUUUUAUCUCGAGCAGUUGAUUUUGAGGCAUGAUGCUGCUUCAAGAGCUAUUAGGAUACAGCAGGUUGAUCAGGGGAUUGAUUUCUUCUUUGGGAAUAAGAGUCAUGCUAAUAGCUUUAUUGAGUUUUUGAGGAAAGUUGUUCCUAUUGAGUAUCGUCAGGAUCAGCAGUUGGUGUCUCAUGAUGUUAAGAGUAGUUUGUAUAAUUAUAAGUAUACUUACUCUGUUAAGAUUUGUCCUAUCUGCCGUGAGGAUCUUAUCUGCUUGCCUUCCAAAGUUUCUAGCGGGUUGGGGAGUCUUGGUCCGCUUGUGGUAUGCACUAAAGUUUCUGAUAACAUCACUCUCCUUGAUCCGAGGACCUUGAGGUGUGCGUUCCUGGAUGCGAGGCAGUACUUUCGAUCUGGGUUUCGGUCUGCGUUAACUAGCAGGCACCUUGUGAAGUACUUUGUGUUUGACGUGGAGCCACCUGUUGGUGAAGCGACUGUUGGUGGGCAAAAGUAUGCUUUGUCCUAUGUCCAGAUUGCACGUGAGUCAGACAUUGGGAAGAUGUUUUAUGUCCAGACUCAUCUAGGGCAUAUCUUGAAACCAGGAGAUCAAGCUUUAGGGUAUGACAUCUAUGGAGCAAACGUGAACGAUGAUGAGAUGGAGAAGUAUCGUUUGAGUGUGAAGAAUGGGCUUCCUGAAGCGAUUCUUAUCAAGAAAUGCUAUGACGAGCAGAGGGAGAGGAAGAAGGGGAAGCCACGUGCGUUUACUACCAAGAAGCUUCCGAUGGAGAUGGAUGAUUCGAGAGGAGGAAGAGUUGAUCCAGAGAGGAUGGAGAAUGAGUAUGAAGAGUUUUUGAGGGAUCUUGAAGAGAAUCCUGAGCUGAGGUUUAACAUAUCAUUGUACAAGAACAAGGAUUACCAAGAGUCUGAGACUGCUUCGAUGACUGAUGGAGAAGGUGCACCGACUGUGCCGAUUGAGGAGUUGCUUGCUGAGCUUGAGCUUAGUGAGGAGGAGGAAGAAGGUGAUGAUGAAGAUGACAUGGAUGAGUAGUUUUGCAUUACCAGAGACACUCAUGGAUUUGGUUUUGUUCCCGGAACUGUUUUCUCUUUACUUUUGUUUAAUUUUGUCGAAAUUAUGUUUUGUGUGCGAGCGGAUUGAUGUUAUGCUCAACAGUUUUUGUUCUAGCUUUAUAAUUUUUCUGAGACUUAUUUAAUGGGUAUUAUACUUUGUUUGAAAUUUUGAUUUUUUGGCAACUACGGAGGAAGCUAC
Eruca vesicaria subsp. sativa (arugula) is the source of this 1899-nucleotide messenger RNA. NCBI's taxonomy places the organism in Eukaryota, Viridiplantae, Streptophyta, Magnoliopsida, Brassicales, Brassicaceae. The record is from the annotation of a GenBank genome assembly.